UGUAACAAUAUGGCUGCCUUCUGUAAAGGCAGGAGCCGGUUUAAACGUGUACUGCUCCAACAAACUUUAAUAAGAAACUUAACAGGGAAAUUUGACUAUGAUCUCGUGGUUAUUGGUGGUGGUUCUGGGGGCCUGGCGUGUUCAAAAGAAGCCGCUCAGUUUGGGAAGAAAGUUGCCGUCCUCGACUAUGUCGAACCCUCUCCAAAAGGCACGAAGUGGGGUCUUGGUGGAACCUGCGUGAACGUUGGUUGUAUUCCUAAGAAACUCAUGCACCAGGCUGCUUUACUGGGAACAGCUGUGAAGGAUGCCAGGAAGUAUGGAUGGAACAUCCCUGCUCCUGUAUCGCAUGACUGGCCCACUAUGGCUGAGGCCGUACAGAAUCAUGUGAGGUCCCUCAACUGGGGCCACCGUGUCCAGCUACAAGACAAGAAAGUGAAGUAUUUUAACUUGAAAGGCAGUUUGGUGGACGAACAUACCAUCAGAGGAGUUAGUAAAUCGGGGAAAGAGACGGUCCUGACGGCGGCUAACGUUGUGAUCGCGACGGGAAUGAGGCCCAAGUUCCCCGCCGACGUCCCGGGGGCAGUGGAACACAGCAUUAGCAGCGAUGAUCUCUUCUGGCUCAGAGAGUCUCCGGGGAAGACGCUUGUGGUCGGUGCCAGCUACGUGGCGCUGGAGUGCGCGGGGUUUCUGACGGGCAUCGGACUGGACACCACCGUCAUGGUGCGCAGCAUCGCCCUCCGGGGGUUCGACCAGCAAAUGGCGGGUCUGGUGACAGACUACAUGGACUCUUACGGCACCAAGUUCUCCUGGGAGUGCGUUCCCAACAAGGUGGAGAAGCUGGCGUCGGGGGCGCUGCGGGUGACGUGGGAGGACCCGGGUUCGAGGGCCGAGGCGAAGGACACCUUUGACACGGUGCUGUGGGCCAUAGGCAGAGCCGCCGAAACCGGAACGCUCAACCUGGAGAAGGUCGGCGUGGCGCUCGAGGAGGACUCCGGCAAAGUGAUCGUGGACGACUGCGAAGCGUCGUCUGUGCCCAACAUCUACGCCAUCGGAGAUAUCGGGGAGGGUCGUCCUGAACUCACCCCUGUCGCCAUUAAAGCUGGGAGGCUUCUUGCCCGAAGACUGUUUGGUGCAUCGAGGGAACUCAUGAACUACAACAAUAUCCCCACCACGGUGUUCACCCCGCUGGAGUACGGCUGCGUGGGGCUGUCUGAGGAGGAGGCGGAGAGACGGCACGGGAAGGACGCCAUUGAGGUCUACCAUGCGUUUUACAAGCCCCUGGAGUUCACCGUGGCAGAGAGAGAUGCCAGCCAGUGUUACAUUAAGGCGGUGUGUUUGAGAGAGGGAGACCAGCCCAUCCUGGGACUGCACUUCACUGGCCCCAAUGCUGGAGAGGUCACACAGGGAUUCGCCCUGGGCUUCCAGUGUGGGGCCACCUACCGCCACCUGCUGGCCACGGUGGGGAUCCACCCCACCUGUGCCGAGGAGGUGAUCAAACUGAACAUCACCAAGCGCUCCGGCCUGGAUCCCAUGGUAACGGGCUGCUGAGGUUAAGCCCCUCCCUGAAGCCCUGAGCACACAGGAAGCUCCGCCCCCACCUCGUUACUGAGCGCUAGCGCUCUCCGCCCUCCGUCAUUCCACUGAACACCAGCCAUGUUAACACCCUCCCAAAUCUGCCCUCCCGCACCCCCCCCCCUCUUCCCCAGCACCCUACUGAACACCAGCACAGCUAACACGCUAAUCUCAGCGCUUAGCUUUUCCCCACGAACGUUUUUUUUAAAUCCGCGCUUCUGGCGCAGUGUAAACCUGAGAUUUGCAUCGCUUUCCGAGACAGAUUAUCAGUCACUUCCUCCGCUCGCGUUCAUGAGCAAGGACUGGAAUAUCAUCCAAAAUUAGGGCCCCUACGUUUAAAAAAAAGGAACCAGGAAACCGCAAACAGGAGUGCCUUGAUAAACAGGCCCAUAAAUCAGCGUGAGCUCCGCUCCAGUCCGUUGAAAUGGGACUGUUAAAAAAAAAGGGCGGCUUAAAUGUUUUUCGAGCUCCGCUCCGCAAAUAUUGCCCUUGCUCCGUCUGUACUUCCUGUCCGUGGGUCUCGGGCGAGGCCCGCGUGGCGGCCCCGGCGACACUGAUGGGUGGGGGAGGGCCGUCGCCGCGGUGACACCACUCGGGUUUCCCAUGGACGCAGACAAACAUUCGGGGAGCCGGCUGUCAGUCUCAGGGUUGGAGGGUCUGUCGGGGCGGGGUAAAGUGCGUGCUUGUUUAGGUUACGGACCCCCGCGCCCCCCCCCCAGUACUCGCAGGAAUACAGCCCAAACACAAUAACACUUUCUGUCUGCCUCGGCCCUGCAAGUCUUCGGCGAGCCUAAAUGUGUGGGUCUAAAAAAUGAAUGGAAGAAGUUGCCUGCAGUAAAACCGUGGUAAUUACACGAUCCUCCAGGAGGUGGUGCUGUUGCCUUGUUUCCGUCACACUCAGCAACACGCCAUUCAUGAUUUUGCAGCUUGAUUAAGGAAAAGACAAAGAACCCCCUUACAAAGUCAUAAUACGAAUCCGGUCAUCCAAUAUGAGGUCUUAUCUUACGUUUUAUCAGGACGGAGGAAUGAAGGAAUGGACAAAAUUAAAAAUGCAUGGACUGACUGAAAUGUGUAGUACAUUUAUGAUUAACAGAAUUUCCUGACGGGAAACUCUACAGGCAAACUGGGGGGGGGGGGGGGUCAUACAUUUUUUAUCCUGUCAACUAGUUUUCAUUUAAAUCAAAGCAAGCCAAACAUAUGCAUAUACACCCCCUCCCCCCCCUACAAAAAAACUGGCCUGGAUAUGGAUAGAGUUGUGUGUGGGUGGUGGGGGGGGGGCAGAACAGGAGGUGCUGGUUUAUUUUUGUUUGAAGUCUAAUCUGUGAGCUCUGAUUAAUGAUGGUGGGGGGGGGGCAUGCUACCAUGCUUGUUUGUACCUGGACGGAGAUUCCUGUAUGUUCUCUUCAGGGACGGGCUGCUGACGGAGGAACCCUAACCCUCCCCUCCUCGUGUGGGGGCCAGUAGCCUGGCACGGUCACCCCAAAAAUAAAGCGCACACUCAGGGCUGGGGCGCCAUCGUACCCCAAAACAAAGCGGCACGGUCCUUAGUGGUAAACUCAUGCAUUUUCCGACAUUUAGCCGACGCUCUUUUUAUAUUAAUUCUGCUGGAUAUUUAACCAAUUCAAGCUUUGUUCCGGUGCUUAAGGCGACUAUGGCAGUGCCACUAACGGGCAUCAAACCUGCAACCUCUGUUAUGAGCCCAGUUCCCUUACCGUGAUAAUGCACUGCACAGAUGCUUUGUCUCGAUCACUGCAAAACAACAACAAAAAAAAGAAUGACUUCUGCUUCAGGGCAGCAUCUGUUCUUUAGAGAUGUGAUUACAUCCUGAAUUUCCUGAUUAAUGAAGAAAUGCUUUUUGGGUAUUGGAGUUUGUUAAACAUCAGCGUUUGGAAAUGUGCCUUGAUUUUUGUGCUUUAGAAAUGGCCGCCUCAGCCCUGCUGAAUUACACUGUUGGGGGGUUAGGGUUCCGCUUUCUUACCGGGGUCCAGCUAAUGAGGGCUUGUGCCAAAAACCCAGAACGGGAUGGGCAAGCCUGAUGUCCCCUGGAAACCAACUUCAGUUCCUGUAAAUAGAUGUAUGUGAUUUAUGUUGAAUCUUCCAAUGUAAUUAUUUGUGAGAAAUGAGCUUGUACAGCAUUGUUAUGUUGUAAUAUUUAUCAUUAAAAUAUUUAUAUAUGUGCACAGUCAA
Messenger RNA from Anguilla anguilla (European eel), 3759 nucleotides. It is a transcript of the gene txnrd2.2, whose product is annotated as thioredoxin reductase 2, tandem duplicate 2. The record is from RefSeq and is a predicted model, not a curated record. Gene Ontology annotation, cellular component: cytosol; mitochondrion. NCBI's taxonomy places the organism in Eukaryota, Metazoa, Chordata, Actinopteri, Anguilliformes, Anguillidae. Gene Ontology annotation, biological process: cellular response to oxidative stress; cell redox homeostasis; glutathione metabolic process. Bases 10 to 1548 code for a protein of 512 amino acids. Gene Ontology annotation, molecular function: flavin adenine dinucleotide binding; thioredoxin-disulfide reductase (NADPH) activity; glutathione-disulfide reductase (NADPH) activity. The transcript has 17 exons.